AUGAUUAUUUCUGGAUCAAUUGGACAAAAUCUUCUACCAUGCAUACGUGAUGUCCAUCAACUUGAUUCAAUUUAUAUUUAUUGUAGUAAUAAAGAAUAUCAUGAACAGUCGGCACGAAAAUGGUCAAAGAUCAAAGGUGUUUUUACCGAUAUUACAUCAAUCUGCGACGCUCUUCGACAAAGAACGCAUCAAUGUCAACAAAAUGAUAUAUCGAUGAGUUUUAUCGCAACGAAACAAAGAGUAGAUCAAUUGGAUCCAUCUUUUAUGUAUACACAAAUCAUCAAAGAAAUCAUGUUGACCAUUCAUUUUGAAGACAAACAUAUCAAAGAGUUUAUUGAACAUUGUCCUAAUGCAUUUGGCACUGAUAAGAAAGAGUCAUAUGAUGCAGAACAAUUGUCACAUCAAUACCAUGAAAAGACACCUAUAUGA
Molecule: messenger RNA, 429 nt
Organism: Adineta ricciae
Lineage: Eukaryota; Metazoa; Rotifera; Eurotatoria; Adinetida; Adinetidae
Source: the annotation of a GenBank genome assembly